Lodderomyces pseudojiufengensis is the source of this 1314-nucleotide messenger RNA. RefSeq lists its product as uncharacterized. The transcript has a single exon. Bases 1 to 1314 code for a protein of 437 amino acids. NCBI's taxonomy places the organism in Eukaryota, Fungi, Ascomycota, Pichiomycetes, Serinales, Debaryomycetaceae. The record is from RefSeq and is a predicted model, not a curated record.
AUGACUGUAGGAAGAGAAAGCCUUCUAGAAGAAAAUCAUAAUGUUGCUGAGAACUAUCAUAUUUCAGAAAAUAUAGGUAAUGGUAAUAACAAAAACAUUCAUGGAAAUCAACCUAAAUUACAUUCCAAAAAAUUCAAUCCCUUUAUCAAAUAUCAGAAACAUGAACCACAUCGACCAGCACCUAGUGUACCAAAUCCAAAACUUAUUAAACAUCGUGAUCAUGGAAAUCUGGAUAAAAUUGGAAAGAAAAACCCACAAAAAGAACAUGAACAAGGAAUUCAUUCUAAAUUACUGAAAAAAAAUUCAUGGUGGAGUGGUCGUAAAAAGGAGUCAAAUGUACCUGCAGCUACAACGUCAGUGGUUACAACUGUUGUUAAACCUCAAGAAAUUUUACAAGAUUUUAAUACCUCACCAAUGAAAGAUUUUAUCUCAGAACAACAACAGCAACAACAACAUAAACAAUCGCUACAACAUCAUAUGCAACUCACUCAUGUAGAAAAAAAAAAUUUACCAAGAACCAAAAGUUGGUUUUCAAAAAGUCAUAAUAGAUCACCUUCUUUGGUACUACAAUCUGGAGCAUCAAGUGAAAGUGAAGAUCAAUUGGACUUAUUAUCAACAGAAUCAACAGAACAGAACGCAAAUAAUUUAACAAAUUUAAUUAAAAGAUUAGAGGAAGAUGAUAGUAUACCAAUAGUUUUUAGUCAAUAUUCUGGAGAAUCAGUUUUCAAAAGAAAUAUAUCAACACCAACAAUUUUUAAAACUCAAGUUUCAAAAUUUCAUAAAUUUGAUAAAUUUGAAGAAAGUUCAUAUAAUUUAUGGAAUGUUUGGACAAUAGAUGAAGAAACAAAUCAAAAAAAAAUUGAAAGAUUAAUUGAAUGUAAAUCUGAUUUUAUUGAAUUUUUUAAAAAUUUUAAUUAUUCAAAAUGUUUUAUAAUGAAAAGUAAUUUAGUUCCAAAUAUUUUACAAUUUAAAAAUGGUUAUUUAGUUAAAUUAAAAUUAUUACAUGGUAAAACUUCAACCAACACAGAAUUAGGAUUAAAUUUAUUUAUGAAAUGUUGUAAAUAUUCAAUUUUAAAUAGUAUACCAAAUAAUUCAAUUAAAAUUAAUGUUUGUGGUUUUACUUAUCAUAAAAAAAGGCAAUUAACACAAAUUGUUUUAUGGAUUCAUCCUAUUUUAAAUAUGUCUUUUGAUAUAUCUAAUCAAGUAAAAUUAUUGAUUAAAUCUUUUAAUUUUGGUCAUAAUUUAAAUAAAAUUACUUUGGUUGAUAUAAAUAAUAAUUCUAAAACUGUCGUGAGUGUUGAUGUGAUGGAAUAA